CUUCUUAUAACCCUCAAAAACCCUAACUUCUCCCCCAAACCACAAGUAAACACAACCAUUCUUAAGCCCUAGUCUCUCCCGAGAGUCCCCAUCACAGAAAUCAAAAACCCUCAAUCGAAAAUGGCGAAGCGUUUGAUUCCUGCUCUCAACAGGGUUUUGGUCGAGAAGAUCGUCCCCCCUUCGAAGACCACCUCUGGGAUCCUGCUCCCUGAGAAAACCACCAAGCUGAACUCUGGUAAAGUUAUUGCUGUGGGCCCCGGUGCGCGCAGUAGGGAUGGGAAUGUUAUCCCUGUUACUGUGAAGGAAGGGGAUGUUGUGCUUCUGCCUGAAUAUGGAGGGACUGAAGUCAAACUGGGAGAUAAGGAGUAUCAUUUGUUCAGAGAUGACGAUAUCCUUGGCACACUUCAUGACUGAUGCGGGAAUGUUGAGGCAACCAUUUGGUUUAGGUUAUCAUAAUCAUAAAUGUUUACUUUCAAAAUUGGGGAAUUAUGCAGUAUGCUAUUGAACUGGAAAAAGGCCCCCUCCUUUUUUUGCUGUCCCAUGAUUUGAUUAAAAACUUCCUGCGACUUUUUUUGCUACCGAGUUUUGGAAUGCUGGAUGCGCUGCGCAUAGUCAUUUAAUGGAAAGUGAGUUACUUUUCAGGUCC
Asparagus officinalis (garden asparagus) is the source of this 646-nucleotide messenger RNA. Its product is annotated as 10 kDa chaperonin, mitochondrial-like. Gene Ontology annotation, molecular function: protein-folding chaperone binding; metal ion binding; ATP binding. Bases 121 to 414 code for a protein of 97 amino acids. Lineage: Eukaryota; Viridiplantae; Streptophyta; Magnoliopsida; Asparagales; Asparagaceae. Gene Ontology annotation, cellular component: mitochondrial matrix. The transcript has 3 exons. The record is from RefSeq and is a predicted model, not a curated record.